Molecule: messenger RNA, 4062 nt
Organism: Xenopus laevis (African clawed frog)
Lineage: Eukaryota; Metazoa; Chordata; Amphibia; Anura; Pipidae
Exons: 3
Coding region: 2021-2893 (290 amino acids)
Source: RefSeq, a predicted model, not a curated record
GGGGUGUGGUCAAAAAUUGCUGUGCUACGUGCGGAAAAAUUUUUUGUCCCUCUUUUUACUUCCAAAAUGUUGGGAGUUAUGCUCCUGGGUCAUUGGGAGUGGGAGAAAGGGUGCAGCUGUGGGUGACUCUUCAGCCCGCUCCCCUCUAUAGGAGACAAUGCAGAACAUUCUAUUGAUUGAUGAAGGGAUGAGCUGGAACAUUUCCAGAUAAACAAGGAGAAAUUUCACAGCCCGACAGAACAACAAAUGGACUCGGCUGACAGCGGGGGGACAUGAUAUGAUUUAUUAGGCUUUUAUUUACUCAUCAGACUCUUGAUGUCUUGAGUUUUUCUGCAAUAAAUUCAAAGCAACUAGUGGGUUUUAUUCCUUUAAAAGUUUUUAAAAAAGUUUUUUCUCUGCCUAGCCCACUUCUGAUUAGAUCACUUCCCGUUUCCAGCAAAGGCACUUCCUGCUUUAUGGUGGUCAGCGUGUCGCGGAUCAGUUUGCAGAUCAGGCAGUUGCGGGUCAGUGAGGCGUGGGACGCCAAGAGAAUCCAGCGCCCAGAGACAGAUCCAUGGGCCGCCUGUAUUGCAAAGAAGGCUAGCGGUCCGGACUUUCCCCGCUGAGAGCCGAUAGGCCCCCGUGACAAUUGCACCUUCACAGCAAUGACCUUGGGUGCCGCUGGCCAGGCUUUGGGUGUACAGAACGUUCAAACAAGAGAUGGGUUAGAAUUAUAUUCGUUAUCUUAUUAUUGUUUGUUCAAAUUUAUUCUAUUUAUAUAACUUAAAGGAAAUCAAUGAAUUGUAUAUGGAGAGAUUGAGACAGAUACAUUGAGAGAGAGAUCAUAUGAGAUGCAUAGAUGGAAGUAGACUGGUGAAUGGUGGAUACAGACAGAUAGAGAGAGAGGGAGAUAAAAAGAUAGAUCCUGAGGGGCGUGGCUAGCUGUACGAAGGAGCAGACGUGUUCCACCAGAGCUCUGUGGACCUCACGAAUAAUUUCGCCCCAUUUAUAUAUUUAAACAGCUUCUAUUACCAUUUGCUUAUGUGAUACCGGCUUGGGAAGCUACCCGCUGCAAUAGAGGUUAAAUCUGGUUCUCUGACACCGACGGAGCCGCCUUGCUGAUUAGGGCCUACCUCACGGCCAGACGCCUGGACUGGCGUUCACUCGUGGCCUGUAGCUGCGAACGGCCUGGAGCCGCGGCACUGCUCCCUCCUCAUCGCCUCCCAGCUGGUCUAUAUAAGGGGUGAGUGCCCAAAGACCCCUUCGCGUUUGGCCCCAGUGGCUCUGACGGCAGCGGCUGUUUCCAGAGACUCCCUGGCCUGGUCCCCCGUGACGCCGUCAACCUGAAGCGCUGCGACGUCAGCGGGGUGCCGCAGACAGAGACCUGCCUGAGCUAAUCCACGGACUAAGCUAAUCCGGUGAGCCGUAUGGUUCCUUCCUCUGUUCCCUGGGGCCGACGGUACCUGUAAAAGUCGCGCCGAGCAGGCGCUCCAAGCUGGAACGCAUAUGCCACGUGUUACUGCGCUGGAACGCAUAUACCACGUGAUACUGCGCAGAGGAAGCGCUCCAAGCUGGAACGCAUAUACCACGUGAUACUGCGCAGCCAUUAGGGAGAGGGCAAGUCGCCAUAGUGAGUUAGUGCUGCAUAUUGCCAGAUCCUGCACUGCUCUCGAGGUGGGGGCAGUGCCAGCAGUACCACUUUGGCCCCACAACUGAGCGUAAGCUCCUCUAUGAUAUUGUCUUGCUAUCCUUGGUGCCUCAGUGGUGUGGCUUGGGAGUAAAGAGUGCCAUAGCUACGUGUCAUUUCUAUGCUCCCUGUUGCUCUCUCUCUUCUGCAAAGUAGUGGGUCCCUAAAGCUGCAAGUUAAAUCUACCACUUUCCCACGGCACUGAUAUAACGGAACUGUUUGUUUUAUUGUAUCCAUGCUGAAUUAACAGGAUAUACUUCUGGGAGCUCCGUGGUGUUAUUAAUCCUGACAAUAUACUAAUCUACUGAAGAUCUGUAGUUCUCCUUGUGCUGAGCAUUCCUCCACGUGUUUAUUAUGCGUAGUAGCAGGGCACCGAAAAAGCCUGGUGAAUCGUCACAGAAGAUGGACCAGUUUGUGAGGAGGUCUGGUCAUGAUGGCGCUGCACCCUCUUCCCCUUCUUCCAUACCAGCCGAAGAUGCUUCGGAGACGGCAUUUGCACCAAUUCUUGCCGCAAUAGCGACCUGCCAAACCACACUCACUACUCACAUAGAGGAGGUUAAAAUUGACCUAUCUCUGAUCAAAGUGGAUUUGCAGGCUGUAAGGGAACGAACGACAGCUGUGGAAGCCAGGGUUAGUGCUCUGGAAGAUAUGUGUGCACCAGUUCCAGCACAGCUCACUGAAUUACAGCAGCAAAUAAAGCAGCAAGCUUCUCUCUUGGAUGAUUAUGAAAACCGUCAACGUCGUAACAAUGUGCGGGUGGUGGGGCUCCCGGAGGGCGCAGAGGGCAAUUCGCCUACUGAUUUUGCUGAAAGAUGGCUCAAGCAACUUUUGCCUAAUGCACCCUUCACUACACACUAUACAGUGGAACGGGCUCAUCGCGUCCCGGGUCGUCCUAGACCUCCGGGUGCUCCCCCGCGCCCCUUUCUUAUACGAUUACUUCACUUUCGAGAUAGAGAUGCGUCUCUCUCUGAAGCAAGAUCGAAAGGCCAGCUGGUGCAUGAAGGGGCCAAUAUAUCUCUGUACCCUGACUACUCUACUUAUCUGCAGAAACAGCGCAGCACCUUUACCGGCGUAAAGCGGCAGUUACGUGACCUGAAGUUGGUUUAUGCCAUGCUAUACCCGGCUAAACUCAAGGUCAUUGACGCCAACAAAUCUCAUUUUUUUAAUACUCCUGAAGAGGCAUUGAGCUGGAUUGAAGCACGGUCUGGCAGAGGUCCCAGGCCGUAAUUGUUCUUCACUGAGCCUCUUCUUCAAUGGUUACCUGACCUGUUAUACAUGGUUUCUAUAUCCUUCCACUGUUAAGAGAAGAGGAGAAGCUAAUGCAUGUGCCUUUUCGAUGUUAUCCCUAUUGCAAGAUGUAGCUGUCAGUGCAAGUGUUUAUCUCGUGUUGCUAGGCUGUUGAUGCCUCUGUAUGUCUCGGCAGUACCAGGUGAUCGAGCAAUCUACAGUAUUGAGACUCUUUCAGUGGCAGACACAGUGCCUUCUGCGAGUAAUCUGGACUCAUGUAGGUGCUGCCGUUAACCUUACCUGGACGCUGCCACCUGUUUUGGAACUUUUUGUGCACAAGGCAUCUCAUACUACGCAUAUGCAACUUGAUAUAAUUUCCUUGGGAUUGCAUGAUAUCCUUUAGUUCUGCAGUUUACUUUUCAUUAUCCUGUGAACUGUUGACCAAUCACCACGGAAGCUCUUUGGCCACAACAAGAUUUGGAACGACCUUGUUGAGGGCAACCAAACUCCCCAGUUGAUAUUAUGUUUGGGAUACUAAGCCCACCAGACUGUGAGGGUUGGGCAGGGUGGGGGGCAGUUGGGUGGGGGUUUUAUUUUUGUGUAUGUUGUUUUAACUAUGUCUUUUCUGUCUCACUUCAAUCUUUCUUUCCUUCUUUUCUUUCCCUCCCUGGCUGGAUAACACUGUAUGUACUUGGCGGGCUAUUGAGUCGCAGGGUGUCCGGAAGCCUGAAACUUAUUCAUCAUAGAGUGAGUACUCAUCCCCUUUUACACACCACCAAAUGGCUACUGUUAAGUUAGUAUCUUGGAAUGUUCGGGGCCUUAAUGAUAAGGUAAAGCGGGCAUUAGUCUUCAACUUUAUUAAAUCUUAUACCCCACAUAUUCUCCUACUUCAGGAGACCCACUUAGUUGGGAGUCGGGUCUUGGCUCUCCGAAAACCGUGGGUUGCGUAUAUUCAUCAUACUACUUAUUCAACUUAUGCUAGGGGCACCUCGGUCCUGGUUAGGAAGGGUUUCCCCUUUGAUCUCAUGGAGGUGCGUUCGGACAGGGCAGGCAGAUAUCAAAUUUUGGCGUGUGCUAUAGCUGGAUUCCCUAUCCUCAUAGCUAAUGUGUAUGUCCCUCCCCCCUUCGCAGAAACGGUACUUCAUGAUCUGUAUCAGACACUGCUGCAA